This is a messenger RNA of Belonocnema kinseyi, 2702 nucleotides long. Its product is annotated as activating signal cointegrator 1 complex subunit 2. The coding region runs from base 284 to 2512 and encodes 742 amino acids. Lineage: Eukaryota; Metazoa; Arthropoda; Insecta; Hymenoptera; Cynipidae. The record is from RefSeq and is a predicted model, not a curated record. The transcript is spliced from 13 exons. Gene Ontology annotation, molecular function: ubiquitin binding. Gene Ontology annotation, biological process: regulation of DNA-templated transcription.
CCAUCAGCUGUCAAUAUUUUUGACAUAACCUUCAAAACCGAGUUAAAAUGGUUAAAGUCUGUUUAAAAUUUUGGUGUCAAUAGUGUUAAUUAAGUGAUACCCGGUGAUUUUGUAUUUAUUUCUUUAAGUGUCAGCUAGAGUGUUGAAGGGUUAAAUUUCAAUUAAAGCGAAAUUUAUUACCUUUGUCGGUUUUUGUUAAAAGUUCGAAACAUUCGAAGUGAAUUCGUUUGAUGUAUUUUGUCGAGAGAUCUUUAUUGAUCAGUGAUAUUUAACAGUAUUUAUUAUGGAAAAUGCUUCAUCGAAUAAGGUAUUUCAGAAUCCCGAAUUGAAAGCAUUGGAGGACCUGAAACUUACGAUUAAAAACGAAGGAAUUAGUGUGCCUAUUCCUGCUUUAGAUAAACAUUGGAUUGUAAAACGUUGUUUUUUACACUACGAGGCUCCAUCAUUUGAUGAUUCGCGCGGAAAAGAAAUUGUUGGUGCCAGAGAACAUUGGCUGGAACUCGUCGGUUACAUUAUCGACGAUUUGCUCUGGUUACUCAAACUUCCGUAUUUCAGAUUCUGGUCCAACGUAGUUUACAACACAGGAAUAAUGGAAAUGUUGAUAUCAUUUCUCCAAGAGGCUCCACCUUAUUAUGCCAUUGACGAUUUUCCAAGCAACCCCCAAGUUCGGGAUCAACUUAACAAUUUGCGUCGUUACGUUCUCAUGAUUUUUGCAAGACUCGUCACAAACAAGGAAAGUCCUUCCGAGCACAUGUCCCGUUCAUUUCACGGCAAUUUGCUUUACAACAACUACAUUUUUACGGUUCCAAUUAUACUGGACCUGUGUCAACAAUACGGCCGAGAGAACAAAAGAACUGUCGAUAAAAUUUUAAAAAGCCUCUUUACUCUUCAGCCGCUUUACAUGGAAGAUUUCAAGAGGGCUGUUUCAUUUUUAGAGCAGGUAUUUUCGACAGUCGAGAAGAGAUUUGAGGAUUGCCCGACUACAUUCGGAGAAGCGAUGCUUUUAAUGGAGAAAGAUUCUUGCGAUAUUUCUCUGCCUGCUUUAGAAGAUUUAAUUGUUCAUCUUCUAGAUACGUCUUCCAAUCUUGCCGUUUUUCUAGAAAAUUAUCCACCGGCGACAGAACUUUUCCAAGCGGAGAAUUUCAUAACCAAAGUAGUGUCUGUUUAUGCGAACACAAUACCUGAAAUGUACAAAAGGCUGAAUUAUUUCGCACUUCAGGACGAAACGAUGCCAAAAUACAUCGAAUUGCGAUACCGACUCGAUGUUAGUAGAGUUGAAAUUUUGAAACUUUACAGAACAAUUGUUUAUAAAAAUAUAGGAGAUAUUCUAGAUAAAAGGAACACAGCAUCUGAAACCGAUGUGAAAAAUCAGGCAGAAAAUUACUUGAACCUCAUUUCUCACGCGAUUGCGGAAAAGGAAUUCAUAACAGAUUAUCAUCGAUUUUAUCCCGUCGAUGACGACAUGGAAAUUCUCUCACAAGUUUGCCCCGAAGUCGAUUCGAUAAAGCGAGAUUUUAUUCUACAGUCGAUAUACGCGAUGAUUAUCAAAGAUAAGGUUGUAACUGGUGGUUAUAAAGAAGCUGUCGUUGGAACCAGUGGUGUGAGAACAAAUAUUCCACUCUUGGAAAAUGAAGUUUCGAGUGCUGGCGAACCUCCAAAGUGUAAAAAACCUACGGAGGAGGAAUUAAUUCGCCUCAUGUCGGAGGUGAAGGAAAUUCUUUGCCAUUUGGGAGAAGGUUUUAUUGAGAGGUGUUUGAAACAUUAUAAUUAUGAUAGUGCGAUGGUGAUCAAUGCUGUUUUGGAAGAUACAUUGCCUCCGAAUUUGAAAGAAGUAGAUAUUUCUUUACCGCACAUUCCGCCUGAUCCAGAGGAAGCAUCGGCUGAAGUUGAUUUAGCGAUAGGAGGUCAAAGACUGAACGUUUUCGACAAUGAUGAGUUUGAUAUUAUGACGAAUGAUAAAAUCGAUCGUACGAAAGUCCACAAAGGAAAAAGAAAAAGCAAGUAUAAAAACAUAAAUGAAAUGUUGAACGACAAAUCGGAAACAAAAGGAGUUGAGCACAUUUACAGUAAAUAUAAUCUCGUUUCUUACGAGUAUGAUGAUGAGUACGAUGAUACUUACGACAGUCACGAUAUUGGGGAAAGUGCUCAGGACGAUGCUUUAGAAAUGGACAGACCUUUCACAACUCCCAGGGUUCUACUCAGAAAGGAAAAAGUUGAGGAAGCUUUUGAGGAAGAGGAAGAUUUCGAUGAUAGUCCUGAACAGGGAAAUCGAGAUAAUUUUGUACAAAAUCCAGCAGAAUUGCGAGAAAAGGCGGAACAACGAAGGCUUUCGAGGCGGGGUGCUAAAGGUCCUCCGCAACGCGAUGUUGUUGGCAAUCCGAAAGGCCAAGGACAAGAAAAAGACGUCGUUGUGAGUCGUGAUCAGAAAAAUACAAACAAAGCUGCAAGAGCGAAUCACAAUCGUCGAGUUGGAUCUUCGUGGAAGAGAAGACAGGGCAUGAUACCCUCUUAAUUUAUUUAAGAACUACAUUGUCACAAAGUAGCCAAACCACAAACGCCAAUCGGAGUAAGAAGAUUUCACAAAAACAAUCGUUACUACCUGGAAAAUAAGAAAAGGAAAAAUUAUCAAAUAAUUUCAGCUGAAUUCAACUUCAACAAGGCUAAGAUCGUUUCUUUGAAUAAAAUACAAUUUUAAAUUAAAA